AUGAAGGCAUUUAUCCGGAAACUGCGCAGGGAACGGAGCCGUGAACGAGCAGGAGCAGGAGGGGGAGAAGACGAGGAGAAGUUGCCUCCCCCUCCGCCCCCCAAGACCACCCGCCCAGACGACUCGUGGUUGAAGCAUGUGUCCGCCCCGGCCCUCUCCCUGCCGCCAUUGCUCCCCCCGACACCCCCCAGCAUCCCCCUUCCUGCCACCGCGACCCCGACACCCACUGCGACACCGCCUGCUGUCACCCCAAUACCGACUCCGACCCCGCCUCCUGCCCAACAACGAGCAGCAUCACCACCGCCAACACACACCCAAACACACUCAACAGCAUCGUCCAGGCCCUCGCAGCAGAGUGAACACGGCCCCGACUCGGCAGCUCGGCGGAAAGUAGCGUUCAGGUCUCCCCCUCCGACACCUGGCACCAUCCCCGUCCCCCUGCCAGAGCCCGAGUCUGAGCAGAUCCAGAUCCCCCCGCCCCAGCCUUCCCACAGCCAAUCACACUCCCAGUCACCACAGCCCCAGACGACAACAACAACAUACUACCGUAUCCGGCCAAACAGCGCUGCUCGCUUCCGUGAAGGCACCAAUACUCCUCCAAAGAUCAGCACCUCGUCGGGAAGGACCACUGCUGCAUCCGGAAGAGUCGCACACUCUCCUACCCAGUCCACACGCACAUAUCCCAACGAGGCAGCCAGCAUGACAAUCCGCAGCGGCACCCCCUAUUCACACAUGUCUGGCACAAGCGCGAUUCAGGCAGCGGCGAGCUGGUCCGAGGCCGCCGAGAAUGAUCUUGUCACCAAUCUGGGAUCCAGAGAGCGCACUCGACAAGAGGUUUUAUGGGAGAUUGUUGCCAGUGAAGAGCGAUACGUGGGCGAGCUCAUCAAGCUCAAAGAAACGUUCAUCGACUCUCUAUUGCACCCCUUCGCGGCUGUCCCCCCUGCACCAUCACUCUACCACCCUGCAGACACCAAUACCAUCCUCGACGAAGAGCGCGCAUCGCUUCGACGAGCGGCUUCUCCAGCUGAAUCCCUUGAUCACCUCCCAAUAGCCGCCCGGUUCCUAUCCCCCACGCCUGGUCCUGCUUCUACUUCUACCCACCAGACCCGCGCGGAAACACCUAGGUCCAAACACCGUGCACCUACUAUAGACGACGGUGCAGACAGCUAUGAUUCGGACGACGAGGGCAAACUUCCUUCCCGUAGACGCCAGACACCCUCGGCAGGCAAGAGCCCCUACGGAACUCCCGCUCAGCGUCGGGCUGGUUCGGGCAAGGUUCCCGUCCCGUUCCCUGCUCGCUCGCACCAAUCGCUACCACCCCAACCUCGCGGUCAUACCGCGGCCGCAUCAUCACACUCGUUGGGCCGACAGUCGUUGGCCGAACACGAGUUUGACCGCAGGGGUGCCACCUCGGCACUCAAGCAGCGUUUCCAGCGCCGAGGCGGCAGUCGCGACCUACCAGCGGGCGUACUCGGGCUUGGAAUCACCGCCCAGCAGCUUCCCGAAGACUUGCGGAUAUGCCUCGAGGUGUUGGAGGAAGUCAUCCUCCCUGGUCAUCUCACACUACGUGAAGGCCUCCAGAAACGAUACGAGGAGCAAUAUCCCCUGGUCCGAAGCCUGGCCGACAUCUUUGUUGCGCAUUCACACAUCCUUCGAGGCUACGCCAAAUACGUUUUGCAUCUCGAGCGCGCACUCGAACAAGUCGACAAUGCGCUCGCCGCCGCCAACGUGACCAAACGACCUCGGAACCAAGACGCGGCGCAAUGGACCCAGGUCUGCAAGGCUCUCCAGCGAUUGGAAGAAGUCGCUGCUGACAAGUGCGAAACUGGACUGGCCAUUUCAUUAUCCAAACCGUUUCAACGACUGCUCAAGUACCCGCUCUUGUUCCAAAACUUGCUGUUCCAGACGGAUCCGUCGACUUACGAGUAUGAGUCCACGCUCGAGAUGGUUGCCGAGGUUGAGCGCAUUGUGCGGUCGAUUGAGGAUGAAAAGACCCAAAAGGAGGAGAGGGAUCGCACGUGGGAUGUGUUUGCGAGAAUCGAGGGGAUGGACAAGGUCAAGCAAUUGGCCGUGCCUAAACCUUCUCGGUUACUGGUCAACGAGCGACCACUGCACCCCGAUCCGACAGCGCCCGACGUGAACCGCACGGUGUCCGGCCCGCCAACGACCACGCCCAACAAAAACGUCCGAGGCAAAAACUCGUUCCGCCGUCUUUCGGAUGUGCUUCAACCGGGGUCGAGCGGGUUGGGCGGGAAGAAGGAUUUCUGGCUUGUCUCGUUCAACGAUGUGGUUUUGCGGUGUCAGCGUACGGGCGUGACGACCAUGCCGCUCGUGUCUGGAGGGAGCAGGGACAAGCUCCCGGCCGCCAACGGUUCCUCGAAAAGUGCGACGGUGGGAAGGAGGGCGACUCAGGUCAAGCCUCGAAACUUGUACAAGUUCAUCAAGAUUGAGACUUGGGCCAUUGAGGAUGUCACCAAGCCGCGUGCGGGGAUCGUGUCCAUGGAGGAUAUAACAAGAACCCGCACCGGCGCAUCGAUCGACAACUCUGCGUUGAAGAACAAAGCCCCCAUACGCGAGGACGAGGAAGACGAGGACGAAGGGGCCGAAUCGGACGAAUCGGACCGAAAAUCUAAAAUGUCGUUCUCUUACUGGGGUGCAGACCGAAUCACCGUCCAGCCGACCGCACGCGGACCCAACGGCGCGCGUGUGCCAGUACGAAGAAUACCAGGCGCACCCAGCUCGUACCUACGAGACGCCCGAACCGAGUCGAGCGCCAAUGCAAAAUUUGGGACUCGACUCAGGGAAUCCGCUACGCCCGAACGGCCCUCGAGCAGGACCGGAGGAUCCGCGAGUCGCGCGGGCGCGAGACGUUCGGAGAGCGCCAAACCGGCAUGGGGCACGAUGAGCCCGAUCCCGGGUUCGCGUCGAGGAUCGGCGUCGCUUACUCCCGUCCCUCCCCCCGUCGCGUCGACUUCAACCACACCUCGCAAGCCAGCACCUAGCCCGCACCGAGCGUCGAUUCAGGAAUCGCAGUUUACCUCGCUCAGGACCGGUCUUGAACUCUUCUUUGCAACCCCUUUUAUCUUCGAUGCCAGACGGGGGAGAAAAAAAAGGAAAAGACAUUGUGUUAUCUAUUGCCCCUUGCGCUGUGUGUUUUUUUGUUUGUCUUUUCCAUUUGUUCUGUGA
Molecule: messenger RNA, 3186 nt
Organism: Rhizoctonia solani
Lineage: Eukaryota; Fungi; Basidiomycota; Agaricomycetes; Cantharellales; Ceratobasidiaceae
Product: RhoGEF domain protein
Exons: 6
Coding region: 1-3186 (1061 amino acids)
Biological process (GO): positive regulation of Rho protein signal transduction
Molecular function (GO): guanyl-nucleotide exchange factor activity
Source: RefSeq, a predicted model, not a curated record